AUGAGGGAUCCGUGUGGCGAGCCUUCAUCGGGGGGCACCAGGGGAGGGGGCCACUUGAGAAGGGAAAGCUCAUGUAGGUCUACAUACAAAGGCGUUGGCUGCGUCCGUUGCUUUUGUCCUUUCAUGGAUUAUCCCGAGGCAGCAAGGCCCCCACUGCUGGGUGUUUAUGUAGAUGAGGAGGAAGCAGCAGCAGCAGCGGCAACUGUCGCUUCUCCGGUGUCUGCAGCAGCAGCAGCGGCUGCAGAGCUCGCACGUUUAGCAGCAGGGAAGCUGUUGCAGCAGUGGGGCCCCAGAGCAUGGACAGACCCUAGGGCGAGGCGGCAGGUGCUACUACCUGGGGCUGGAGGCAUAGUGGUUUGCAGCGAGAAGUUGCUGCUGCGCUGCAGCACACUGACUGGAGUGUGCAGCAGCAGCAAACACUUGCCUACUGCAGCCUGUUGCUGUUGCUUCGCCUCCCCUACACCCAGGGGCCCCCUCUUGGUGGUUGGCUGCGUAGACGGGGCCCUUCGGGUCUUCGCGGGAAGAACCCUGCGGCUCCUUAUAACGCUGCAGACAACGGCUGUUCCUGCUGGGGCAGAUUCUGAUGCUUUUGAUUCUUACAGCCUCUCGAGCGCUGCUGCUUCAAAACGGCGGAAUUCUCAUUGCGGAGUCUCCGUUGCAGGCUCACCCGAAGAGACCGAGGCAAGAGAAACACCACCAAGCAGGUCAUCUCGAGGUGCAACAAUGACUGGGGCAGCGACUGCCGCAUGCACUCCGUCCUCUGCUGAUUUUAUUCCAGCUGCUGCUUCUGUAUGCAGUUUGCAGCAAACACCCACCUGCUUGUUGCUCGUUGGGAACAACGCCCUUCUUGCUGGACUGGGUGGCGGCCUCGCUGCCGCAUUUUUUCUCGAGAACUGCCGCCUUGCUGCAGUUUACCGGAUGCCGCCUUCGGUUCGGUGCUUUCUGCAGCAUCAGCAGCAGCUGCAGCAGCAGAAGCAGCUUGCCCUUUUGCCAGGACACACAGCGGCAAUGCAGCAGCUGCAGCUGCAGCACUGUCGCGAUCAAGCAGCACGGAAAUGGCGGGGGGAGCCUGCCAAGCUGCAGCAGCCUCACGGCGGCAGAGGCAGCAGUAGCACAGGCAAUAGCAUUAGCCCAAUUCAGCUCGCUUUAGAGGCCCAGUUACCUGUCUGCUGCUUGUCGUCUGCAGCAGCAGAACGCCUGGUGGUGAUGGCGGUGCAUCCGGAGGGGUGGAGAGACACACCUCUGCCCCGCAGCAGCACCAAGGAGAGCAGCAGAAACAGGAGCAGCAGCACACUGCAUCGGUGGUGGCGAAUCUCUACAAAUGCUACCUACAACAGAGCGCCUCUUCCAGCUGCUGCUGCUGCAGAACCCAGUGCUGCUGCGGAUAUGUGGGGCCCAUGCUGCAGCAGGAACAUGAACGCAGCGAAGUCUCACGAGGCACGUGCAGCAGCACGUACGACAGAAGCAGCAACAGAUGUAACAAGGGCAGAAGCGAACGCAACGAAAGCAGCAACAGCAGCAGUUGACUCGAUGGAGUCCGUUGCUUCUUGGCCGCUGCUGCUCUUUCAGCAACAUACCGGUGUCUGCAUAGGGACGUUGUGGGGAGGCAGCUCCCGCACGCUUGCAGUGGGCCUGGGGAAGCUCCUUAUUCAGCCGCGCAAAUGCGAGCAGCACCAACAGCAGCAGCAGCAGCAGCAGCAGCAACUGUGCUGCCUGGCAGUAACUACCACGCAUGUCCACUUCUGGCAGCAACAAGAUCUUUCCUACAGCAAAGGAAGACUGCACCAAGGCUACAGAACGCAACCACCUCGUAGACGGCAGGAUCAGCAAGCCCGUGCUGCUUCAUCUCUUUCCGGCUUGAUGGCUGAUGCAGUUCAUCAAGGACGUGCAACAGUAGCAGCAGCAGCAGCAAGUGCAGCCGCAGCAGAUGCGGCUGCAUGUGCAGCAGCAGCAAAUGCGGCAGCGCGACUCGAGCAACAGCGGCUACUUCACGAGCAGCGAAACGGAGAUGCCACCGUAUGUCCUUCUUUCCUUUGCGGGUGCCGGGCCUCGACAUGUCAGCUCGCCGCCGCGACAGCAGCAGCAACAACAGCAGUAGCAACACCAGCAGCAAGAAGACAGCCAGAAACGGAGAAGCCUCAGGCGGAUGAAGAAGGAGGCUCUCCAACCGCAGCAGCAGCAGCAGCACAAGCAGCAGCACAAGCAGCCGCACAAGCAGGAGUAGCAGAAGGUGGCUGUGUUAGUGGCAUCUGGUGGUCCCUCCAGGCCAGCCUCCCUCUCGCUCUCCUCUUGUCACAGCAACGACAACAGCAGCAACAGGAAGAGCGCUCAUUAGCCGACGCAGUCCUUGACUGGGGAUCUAAACUAAUGGUGCUAUUGCCCAGUCGCAGCUUCAGCUGUUGCUUGGUCUCGUGGUGCAUUGGAGAAAGCGGCUUGGAGUUGCUGCCUCUUCGCUGGGUGCAGGUGAUCUAUAUAGCUGCUCUUGCUGCUGCAUGUCUUGAUGCAGAAGCUGCAUCUUCACUUGCUUCUGGUGGUGCAGGUGACUUAAUUGCGGUGCUGUGUGCAGGUUGCUGGGACGGGACGGUCUCUGCAGAAGCCCGUUCUGCAACGGCUUUGGUACGUCGGUGGAUUUUGCUGCUGCUGCUACCAUUUGGUGUCGGGAGUGCCCACGGCCGUGCUGCAGCUCUGUUGCUGCCCCCUUUCCCUGCUUGUUUGCUGCGCAGGUACCACCGGGGGCUAUUGGCGGCCUCUGCAUCAGACGGCAAUGUCCGUCUGCUGUUUCGCGCGAACCACUGCCUGCAGGAACAGCAGCAAGAGGAUGGGCAAUGA
Messenger RNA from Eimeria acervulina, 2829 nucleotides. RefSeq lists its product as hypothetical. The record is from RefSeq and is a predicted model, not a curated record. Lineage: Eukaryota; Apicomplexa; Conoidasida; Eucoccidiorida; Eimeriidae. The coding region runs from base 1 to 2829 and encodes 942 amino acids. The transcript has 2 exons.